Molecule: messenger RNA, 3205 nt
Organism: Ziziphus jujuba (common jujube)
Lineage: Eukaryota; Viridiplantae; Streptophyta; Magnoliopsida; Rosales; Rhamnaceae
Product: auxin response factor 18
Exons: 14
Coding region: 772-2871 (699 amino acids)
Biological process (GO): response to hormone; regulation of DNA-templated transcription
Cellular component (GO): nucleus
Molecular function (GO): DNA binding; protein binding
Source: RefSeq, a predicted model, not a curated record
AAGGAUCAAUGACUUUUUCCGAGGCUAAAUUUAUGUUCAUCCUUCGUGUUGAUGAGGUGGCCCAAAGAUGGAUGAGUGCUUUCUUUUGAUUACUGCAGAGAUUGUCACAGUGUAAGCCUAAGCACUAGACUCUAAAACUCCAAAAGAAAAGAGAGAGAGACUAGAGUUAAGAGAGAUUAUAAUAUGACUCAAGAGAAAAGCAGUUUUUGGGGAUUUGGCAACGUCGAUUCAGGUUCUAAGAUAGAUAGAGAGACAGAGCAACAACAACAAUAACAACAAGAAGGACACCAACAAUAACAACAACAACAAGACCCGGAAGAAAGAGCUUCACGAAGAAAAUACAAAACAAAGCGGUUUUGGGUUUUGCUUUACUUCUGAGAAUAGCGGUUUUUUGGAGCUGAGAAGACAAAGCCAAAGAGGUUUCGUAACUGAAACAGAGAGACCCAGAUAGCACAAGCUAUUAAAAAUCACAGCCGUUACAGAGCCAAAGAAAAACAAAUAAAAAAAAAAAAAAACCGAAAAAAAGAAAUAGUACGGCUGCUGCUGAUAAUUAUGAUUGCUUGCAUAACCGUCCUGUCUGUUUAGCCUUUAUUUAUUUCAAAUUUUUUUUUUCUUUUGUCUUCUGGGUCUUCUUGUUCGUAAAUGGGGUAGGCUAUUAUGUCCAACAGUGCGUGAAUAGGCUGGUUUUACUGCUCGAGCUUUUUGCUUUGUUUCAGUAGCUUUUAGUUUGUCCUGGUACGACACUCUCUUUGUGGAGUUGUUGGGGUUUGAAUGGCGCAUCGCGAGGGUUGUUCGACGACUUCUAAUGCGGAAACAGGUUUCAAAGGUGAUGAUCUAUAUGUAGAGCUAUGGAAGGCAUGCGCAGGACCUCUGGUGGAGGUACCUCGGCCAGGCGAGAGAGUUUUCUACUUUCCUCAGGGUCACAUGGAGCAGUUGGAAGCAUCAACAAAUCAAGAGUUGAAUCAGCAAAUCCCUCUUUUCAAUCUUCCUUCUAAGAUCCUUUGUCGUGUGCUCAACAUUCAUUUCCUGGCAGAACAAGAAACAGAUGAAGUUUAUGCUCAGAUCACUUUGCUCCCGGAAGGAGAUCAAAAUGAGCCAACGAGGCCUGACCCAUGCCCACCUGAGACAACAAGGCCUACAGUACAUUCGUUUUGCAAGAUUUUAACAGCUUCUGAUACAAGCACCCAUGGGGGCUUCUCCGUACUUCGGAAGCAUGCUACUGAAUGCUUGCCUCCGUUGGACAUGACACAAGCAACCCCAACUCAGGAAUUGGUUGCCAAAGAUCUUCAUGGUUAUGAGUGGAAAUUUAAACAUAUUUUCAGAGGGCAACCUAGGAGGCAUUUGCUUACUACGGGAUGGAGUACAUUUGUCACUUCCAAGAGAUUGGUAGCUGGGGAUGCUUUUGUAUUUUUAAGGGGUGAUAAUGGAGAGCUACGAGUUGGUGUUCGUCGUCUUGCUCGUCAACAGAGUCCAUUGCCAUCAUCUGUGAUAUCAAGCCAUAGCAUGCAUCUUGGAGUGCUUGCAACUGCUUCUCAUGCUGUUCUGACCCAAAGUCCUUUUAUUGUUUAUUACAAGCCGAGGACUAGCCAGUUCAUUAUUGGUCUAAACAAAUAUCUUGAGGCCAUGAACAAUAAAUUUUCAGUUGGUAUGCGCUUUAAGAUGAGGUUUGAGGGAGAAGACUCACCAGAGAGAAGGUUCACGGGAACUAUUGUGGGCGUUGGAGAUGUGUCUUCUCAAUGGUCAGACUCUAGAUGGCGGUCUUUGAAGGUUCAAUGGGAUGAACAUGCAACAAUUCAAAGGCCCGACAAGGUUUCUCCUUGGGAGGUAGAGCCUUUUGUAGCUUCUGCUUCAUUAAACCUACCUCAACCAGUGGCAAAAACCAAAAGGCCUCGUCCUGUGGAAAUUCCUUCAUCUGAAAUUACUACCAAUUCAGCUGCUUCAGCUAUUUGGUAUCAUGGAUCAACCCAGUCUGCAGAUUUAACCCAGCUAGGAAGUGUUACUGAAGUACAAAGCACUGAUAGCCAAGUUGUCUGGCCUAUGCGGCAGAAAGAUAUCAGUAGCAGCAACUACUAUAGCUCAAUGGUGCGGUCAGAAUGCGUCUGGCCUUCUUCUCCACGUGCGAAUAUUUCUUUAAACCUUUUUCCGGACUCAACAGAAGAGAACAAAACUGUUUCUACAAGGUCUUUGCUCUCUGGUAAUGCAUCUCCGGUUUUGUCAAGGCCAAUGUAUGGACCAACACAUGACAAGGAGGAAAAAGGGACACAAUCCGAGGCUUCUGUAGGUUGUUGGCUGUUUGGAAUUAAUCUGACGGGCAACAGUUCUCCUUCCUCUCCUCCUGAGAGAGAGCACAUGUCCUCGGUUAUGGUGUGCUCCAGUGCCAAGGGAUCUACUACAGUUGCUGCAUCUGAAGCUGAUAAAGCCCAGAAUCAGGAUGUUUCAAAGCUUUCAAUGGAACAGAAGCAAGUGAUAUCAGAGCUAACACCAAAGGAGUUCCAACCCAAGAACAGCAUGGUGUUCUCUUCAAGAACUCGUACCAAGGUGCAAAUGCAAGGGGUAGCUGUUGGCCGUGCCGUGGACCUGAACACAUUGAAAGGGUAUGAUGAUCUCAUAGAUGAACUAGAGAAAAUGUUUGAAAUCAAAGGGGAGCUUCGUCCACCGAACAAAUGGGCCAUUGUUUUUACAGAUGAUGAAAACGACAUGAUGCUUGUGGGUGAUGAUCCAUGGAUAGAGUUCUGUAAGAUGGUGAAAAAGAUCUUCAUAUUUUCAAGUGAAGAAGUGAAGAAAAUGAGUACGUUCAAGCUUCUUGCAUCAUCAUUGGAGUGUGAAGGAACAGUAGUAAGCUUGGAUUCGGAGCAUAGAGCUGAAACUUGAUAAGUUGGGGUUCCCCCCUAAUUUAAGUUACAUGAUUUCAAAUCUUUUGCCCUUUUUUUUUAUUUUUAUUUUUUUUUUAUUUGGUUGUUGGGGAACGGUUUGCUCAUAUUUUUGGAGCUUACGUAAGGAAAAAGGCAGAAGAUAGCUUAGAGUUGGGUUUUGAUGGAAGGGUUAGGCUUGUCCUUCUAGUUAAAAAAAAGUAGAGCUCUGCUUAAAAUCAGGGUUAGACAUGCAAUUUGUGAAUACCUUCCUUGUUGCGUGGUUUGGUUUACAUCGAUCAGCGUGUAAAAUACAUCUAUAUUUGCAUUUUGAAUGUCAGUUUAGUUUUUGGGUC